AGUUACUAUCCUAACUGGAGUGCUUACUUCGUUUGACAUAAAAACAAAAAAUAUACUUUAUCUCUAUGACUUAAAGUUUAUUUUUAAAUAGCAAAAGAUGUAAGGAAAAACGGUCUGAAAAGAGAAUGAUUAUUAAGUGGUGGUGUCCCUCUCGCACAUUUUACAAACAAAAAGCAGUGUUGCUAGCUUAGAGGAUUUUCCACAAAAUCUCGUAAUUUGGACCCCUAUCUUACUUAUAAAAAAUGGCAUUUAGUGGUUAGUGGAUUUUUUAGUAGCUUGGGCGUUGUUGAAAAUUAUCGAAAAGGUUAAAAUCAAUCCACUUUACAGGAUUUUAAACAUUUUAUGACAAUAAUAUAUCUAAAUACAUAUUAUUUAAACGAUGUGACUUUGACUUAAACUUAACUAGAAAAUGUUGCGAGAAUUUAGAAUUUCCAUCAACGUAAAAAAUUGAAUUGGUCCAAAAUAAACGUACAAAGUUAUGGUGAAAUUAGUUUCUGAUGAUGACAAUUUAUUAAAAUAAAUUAUAUGAGAAGUAUUGAUUAUAUGAUAUAUAUUGAUUUUUAAUAGAACAUCAUAUAUUAAUAAAGCUCGUUAACAAAAAAAUUAUUGUUCUAUAUUAAUAAGAACUCUGUUUAAUGGAAAAUUUAAUGGUAGGUACGUAGAUUUCUGAUGGUUUUCAUGUUGAAUUUGGUGGGAAGCCAGAUUAAUUGUUGGCAUCACCGAAAAAGAGCUAUGAAUGGAUUAAAAGAAAAAUGGCGUCUAUUUACGUUUGUAGUUUGAAGUUAAAAGGGCACUGAUACAGCUUGUGGCUUGUUUUUUUUCGAAAAUCGUGAAAGUUUCCGUGUAAUCAUGGUGAACACUUGUAUUGUAAGUGGUUAUAAGCGAGAAUCCUCUCCAGUUUGUGGAAUAUCCUUCCAUAUGUCAGAUUCAUUGAUAAAUUUUUACUAGUGUGAGCAUAUAUUUUUAAAAUGUGAGAUAUUUUUUCUCAUUAUAAUAUUUAAUACCAUUUGUCUUGUAAAUUGUACUUAAUCUAUGUCAUAUACUAAAUUUGGAAAAACAAUCGUGAAAACUAUAAUUUUGCAAUGUAUUUUUCAUAUUAUAAGAGCCAUCAUGUGGUAUUUUUUGAACUUUUUUAUUGUAUUGAAUAGCGUUGCACGCAAGCAUGUAUAUCAUUUGCCUGACGUUAAGCGAACGAGGAGGAUCUUCUAGUAAGUAUAACGUUGGAAUUUCUGGAAAAUGUCCUAUAUAAAGGUCAAACAAGAGGAAUCAAGUACUCAAACGCAAGAAAUAAAAAAUACCCCGAGAAAAGCAAAAUUACGACAAGAUGUUAAGGUAUUGAAACAAAAACUUAAAAGAUUUAUUAAAGAAAAAUGGCAAUUUUUAAUUGAAUUGAAAUUUAAAUUGCGAAAUUUUAAUGAUACUCAUGGUCCAUUUAGAUAUUAAUUAAAAUAAAUUAUGUAUUUCGUUGAAAAAAAAGAAUUUACUUAAAAUAGAGGAAAUGUUAUAUUAUAAGACUACAGAAAAUUAACUGAACUUAAUAAUAAUAAUAAUAUAACCAAUAUUUUGUAAAUAGAGAUCAAGUACUAUGUGUAUUGUGUUAUGUGUAUUGACUUGUCAUUUAAGAGUUAUUUAAUUGUCUACAUAUAACAAAUAAAUGAAUUUUAGUUAAUUUCAUUUUAUUACCCAUUGUGUUUUAUUUCCUAAAAUGCAACUAGUAGACUUAAUAUACACGUGUCAUGAAAAUAGCACAGAAGUAAAAAUACAAGUAAUUUUAAAUCAAUUGAAGAUGUGAAUGUAGGAAAAGAGCACCCGAUAAUGUGUGUUGCAGUGUCUCACUCAGUGUGUCAAAUAUUAAUUUGCACAGCCCACUUAGCCAGUACAUUAAAGUAGGAAUUGCGUAAUUAAGUUCAACAUAAUAUUUAAGUCGCGGUUGAGUAUUCGGACGUUAAACAUGAAUUUGAGGAAGUUUAAGUAAUAGAACUGAGGUAAUGAUGUUUGUAAUAAAACUCAGUGCUAGAUUUUCGACAACGCAGCAAUUUCCAAAAAAAAACGUCGAAAAAAAGUUAAAAUGACGACGAAGAAAUGUUUAGAAUUGAAUUUACAUAAAUAAACUAUUGCAAGCACGUGUUUUGUAUUUACAUAGGGCUACACAGAAUUACUUAAGGUAAAUUCAAAACUGAUGCAUGUGUAUAAUUUUGUCCUAUAAAUAAAUUUUAUAUGGUCACCACAUUAGACAAGGACACCGCGACCAAAAAGUAUUCUCUUUCGAGACCGAUUUCUCGGCAUUAGACAGCACUCCAGUUGUAGGUACUUAUUAACUCCAUGUUUUCAGUAGAUAUAAUUUUUUUGUAGAUUAAAAUGGAUCAAUGUAAUAAAAUUGUGCCACCACACCUGAAUGCCGAAGUGUACCGUACUGAUACGACUGGAACCAGUUCUUUUGCCUACUUAGAAUACAUACGCAUACACGCUGAUGGUACAGUAUUUAUAGGAUGUUCAGAAUUAACAGGCCGUUAUUGGACUGGGGCAGCUAGCCUAUUCAAAAGUGUUGGUGAAGCAAAAAAUGUAAAUGAAACAAAUAAAGAUUUGUGGCUUACCAGCGGUACGGCUGAUGGCUGUUUUAUGGAAAAUUCUGAUAAGGUCAUAAUAUGUGAAGACAAUGGUUCAAUGAGUAUUUUCUCCAAAAAGAAUCAAGAAGAUAAUGCAUGGUCAAUACGGGUAAAAGAAAUGUCAGUAGCAGAGCAUGAUGACUCUAUUAUGGCUAUAGACUGUUUGGAACCUGGCUUUGAAUAUGUGACAGUAGGGGCUGAUGGGAAUGCAAAGAUAUGGGAUGUGAAAGAGACGACUUGUGUUAGAAAUUACAAGGCAGCACACAGUAAACAAAUAUAUGGAGUAUCAGUUCGGCCAAAAUCAACAACAACAUUUGCCACAGCAUCUAUGGAUGAAUAUAUGUCUUUGUGGGAUGAGAAUAUUGAUAAAGCUGUUUUAGAUAUAACAAAGAAUGACUGCAGUAUCCGAUGUUUGCAGUGGGUAGAUGAAAACAAAUUACUUUUUGGAGAUGAAGCAGGAAUGUUAUAUUCAGUAGAUAUUCGAUAUGUGGACUCCACACUGAAAUUAUUUGAAUUUCCAGCAGCUGUUCACAAAAUUUUCCUCAAUCCUGAGAAUGACAAAGUAGCAGUAUGCUGUGAUAAUACAACAUUGACAGUAUGCAAUAUACCAGUGGAUGACAAAGCUAAAAUAAUUUACCGCAACAACUCGCACACUAACUUAGUGAGAGGAGUUGCUUGGGAUACAAACGAGAGAAAACUUCAUUCAGUCGGAUGGGAUGGAACUGUUAAAUCACACAAUCUUCCAUCAGAUUAGUGCUUAAUACGGAAGUGUGGAAUAUUGUGAAUUAUCUUUAAAGUUACAAAUUUAUUUUUAUGAGAAAACAGCAUUAUAGAUGAGCCAUAGUUACUGAUCUUCGCGCUUUUACUUUAUUUUUACAGUCUGUGGCUUUAAUUCGUCUUUUGGAUAAAUAAAAUAACCAUAGAGAGAACAUCAUAUAUAAAAGUUAUCGUUUUCAAAGAGGAAAUGUUUUGUAUCAUGCUCAAACAAAUUGUAUUCCGUUAAUAUUUCUCUUAAGAACUUUUAACUCCAUAAAAUAAUUUUUUUUUAAUAAGCUCAAUAUUUUGAAACAUUGAACAUUGGCCCGAAGGCUGUCCAAUAAAGUGAAAGUAAUAUAAUUUAAACAAUAACUUAAAUUCGCUUUGUUCCAAAAAUUAAAAUAAGGAUCUUAUUAUUUUUAAGCUAAUGAAUACCAAUAAAUUUUUAUGCAUAUAGAUUACCAAGUUUAAUUUGGUCGCAAAUUAAAUCAUUCAAAAUCCAUC
Bombyx mori (domestic silkworm) is the source of this 3866-nucleotide messenger RNA. RefSeq names its product methylosome protein WDR77. The transcript is spliced from 6 exons. Gene Ontology annotation, molecular function: protein binding. Lineage: Eukaryota; Metazoa; Arthropoda; Insecta; Lepidoptera; Bombycidae. Gene Ontology annotation, cellular component: methylosome. The coding region runs from base 2359 to 3360 and encodes 333 amino acids. The record is from RefSeq and is a predicted model, not a curated record. Gene Ontology annotation, biological process: oocyte axis specification.